AUAUAAUGGUUUAAAAGUAUUUUUUUGUUUCACUAUAUAAAUUGUUUUUAUAUUUCAAUGUAACUUUAUACUUAUUGGAUAUUGUGUGGCCAAUUAAAUUAUGUAAAUUACUGUGUAAUUGAUUAAAUUUAUAAAUUAAAUGACAGUUUUCAAAAGUAAUAUCUUUUAAAUAUUACAGAUUUUAAUUAAAACUGAUUACAUUUUGAAAUAAAUAGCUUAAUCUAUAAACUAAUUCUAUAUAGAUAUGAGGACAAAAUUGUAAAGUGGCAUCACCUUGAAUUUUUCUAAUUUUGUGCAUUAUUAAUUGGAGUGAGAUAAUCAACAUCUAAUAUUAUGUUACUCUCAAAAUGGUCGAACUUGAUUCUUCAUAUUUUAUUAGUUAAUUGUGUUUCAUAUAAUAGAAAUACUUACUUCAAACUAAAAAUAUAUAAAAAUCGAAUUUAAAAAUUAGUUAUAUAUAAUUUAAUAUACAAAAAUUCACAUACAAAUAAAAAAGGUAAAUGUAACAAAUUAAAAUAUAUUAUCCGCGCGUAGCGCGGAGAAAAGAUCUAGUAUGUAGCUCAAACCGACAUAUCAAGCCUCUCCUCUAUCAAAUCCUUAAAUAAAUAAUCAACCCUACCUCACACCUACCAAAGCGAGCCCAUCACUAUACCCAAAUCUAUAAACACAACGGAAAAAGUAACAUCAGUGACAAUUUUUUGCUUUUAAAGAAAAACGUUUCAAUGUGGUUUGACAAAGCUGACGUCGACGUAUCCCGAAACUGCUUGUAACUCCGGUAUCAAAUCUUACGCUUGUAAGUAAAAACAUUGAUUGUGGGAUCCAUAUUACUAACCAUGGAUAAUUUUAUACUAUAAUUUACAUGCAAAUAACCAUCUCUCACCAUUUGUUAUUCUAUAUAAUAUAGAUUAAGCUUCAAACCCAAAAAUACAAACUCACUCAAAACACAAUUAAUUUAGAGAGAGAGAGAUCGGAAAAAUGGGUGCUUCCUACCAAGAAUGUUCAUCAUUGCUUCUUCAAAAUCUCAAAGUGACGAUCAAAGAAUCAUAUCUCAUUUUCCCAUCCGAAGAAACUUUAACCCAUGAGAGCAAAUCUAUGUUCUUGUCCAAUGUCGACCAAAUUCUCAACUUUGAUGUCCAAACGGUUCAUUUCUUCCGACCUAACAAAGAUUUUCCUCCGGAGAUUGUGUCGGAGAUGCUGAGAAUGGCGUUGGUGAGAGCAAUGGACGUUUACGAGUUUUUGGCCGGGAGACUUCGCCUGAACCCUAGCUCUGGAAGACUGAAUAUUGACUGUAACGGUGCCGGAGCUGGGUUUGUAACGGCUGAGAGUGAGUACACUUUGGAGGAACUUGGAGAUUUGGUUUAUCCAAAUCCAGCUUUUGCUGAACUGGUUACAAGUCAGCUUCAAUCUUUGCCUAAAGAUGAUCAACCAUUGUUUGCUUUUCAGGUGACAUCAUUCAAGUGCGGUGGAUUUGCAAUGGGAAUCUCAACAAACCAUACAACGUUCGAUGGACUUAGUUUCAAAACAUUUCUAGACAACUUAGCCUCUCUACUAAGUGAAGAGCCCUUAUCAACACCACCUUGCAACGACCGUACUCUUCUCAAAGCUCGUACUCCACCACGUGUCACAUUCCCACACCACGAGCUUGUCCAACUCCAAGACUCGGACACAACAGUCUUCGAAGCCACUUCUGAGCACUUAGAUUUCAACAUCUUCAAGCUAUCCUCUCAACAAAUCUCGAGGCUCAAAGAGAAGGCCUCGGAGAGUGUUAGUAGUGUUUGUGUUCGUGUGACGGGCUUCAACGUCGUUACCGCUUUGGUUUGGAGGUGCAAGGCACUCUCUUUAGUAGAAGAAGAAGAGGUGGAUGAUCUUGAAAAAGAAUCAACCAUUCUUUACGCGGUGGACAUCAGAGGGAGGCUGGAUCCUCAGCUUCCCUCUUCGUACACGGGAAACGCGGUUUUAACGGCGUACGGAAAGGCGAAACGAAAGGCAUUGUUCGAAGAACCGUUUGGGACGAUUGUGGAAAUGGUAGGAGAAGGUGCAAAUCGGAUAACGGAUGAGUAUGCCAGAUCCGCUAUAGAUUGGGGAGAGAUGUACAAAGGGUUUCCACAUGGGGAUGUUUUGGUUUCAUCGUGGUGGAAACUGGGAUUUGCGGAGGUUGAAUAUCCAUGGGGAAAGCCAAAGUAUUGCUGUCCCGUUGUGUACCAUCGGAAAGACAUAGUUUUGCUGUUUCCAGACAUUGAUGGAGAUAGUAAAGGUGUUUAUGUCUUGGCUGCUUUGCCUUCUAAGGAGAUGACCAAGUUUCAGAAAUGGUUUGAAGACACCCUUUGCUGAUUUCUCCUUCGCUUCACUUUGCAUUGGUAUUUUCUUAGUUCUACUAAGUACUACUUCAUUUUAUAAAAGAGGCAAAGGUGAACGAUCUGGUGUAAGAGUAAAACCACAUAAUGCAUGUUAACCCAAGAAGAGAGAAAAAAAAAGUAUGGUUUGGUUCAGUUUGAAAAUGAAUUCAGUUAUAUAUAUACAUAAUAAAUUUAAAAUU
Messenger RNA from Brassica rapa (field mustard), 2536 nucleotides. Its product is annotated as omega-hydroxypalmitate O-feruloyl transferase. Lineage: Eukaryota; Viridiplantae; Streptophyta; Magnoliopsida; Brassicales; Brassicaceae. The record is from RefSeq and is a predicted model, not a curated record. Gene Ontology annotation, molecular function: acyltransferase activity, transferring groups other than amino-acyl groups.